AUGUUCUUGGUUAUUCUUAUGUCCUUGGUCGGUGUUGUGGUUACUCAACAGCCGCGACCAUGUGUAUCUCCAUCUCAAUGGGAAGCACGCAUCGUCGAUCAUAUUAACAAUGAGAAAAUUACGGUACAAGGCAAGCUGAGCUAUGAUUCACUGUAUCAACGUGAACGAUUCAUCGAAGAAGUCGUUGUUGGCGAUGACUAUUACUACGAGACCAUCGCCUUAUUUCAAGCUCAGCUCGAGUUUGUGAUCAACUUGACGGCACGCAACUGCUCACGCCUUCCACUUACACGACCAUGGCGUGACUUCGCUAUUCGGCCUGAUGCUCGCUCGUACGGCGAAGCCUAUAUUGGCUCUUCUGCCUCGUCCAGUACCGGUCUCCUCGUCACUAUUUGGUGA
Messenger RNA from Rotaria sp. Silwood2, 396 nucleotides. The record is from the annotation of a GenBank genome assembly. NCBI's taxonomy places the organism in Eukaryota, Metazoa, Rotifera, Eurotatoria, Philodinida, Philodinidae.